AUGGCGGCGAAUUUCGACUUCAGCGCCUCCGCCUCUGCGACGUCGCCGCAGCAGAACAUGGCCGAGCAGAGCGCAUCGUCGCCGCACCAUCCGAACAACGUCACCAUCUAUCAGACGACCGGGCCUGAUGCCCACUAUGGCCCCGUCAUGGCCCCGGGUGACUCGGGAACACCGCUGCUGAAUCCGCGAUCCUGCGUCACCUGCCGGAGGCGCAAGGUGCGAUGCGACAAGCAGAUGCCGUGCUCCAACUGCCGCCGCGCCCUCAUCCCAUGCGUCUUUCCCGCUCCUGGCCGUGCGCCGCGCCAGCACCGGCCCAAGGACCCGAAUGCCCCUCCCAAGGCGACGAGCCAGCGCGAGGUUGAGCUGGUCAAGAGGCUCAAGAAACUGGAGGGCAUCGUCGAGGAAUUGAGCGGCCAGAUCGAAAUCGAGACGGGCGCCAGAGUGUCGUCCACCGGCGACUCGCCCUCCAACGAAGGAUCCCCCAUAGCUCAGCGGGCAAAAUCUACCAGCUUGGGUGCACUCGCCUCAGGGCUUGCGGGCGAUAGCGAUAGCCACUCUACCGGAGAUGGCGGUGAAUCACGGCUGAUGAGAGAGAGCCGGAAGCAGCUGGGUCGACUGGUCUUGAAUGAUAACAAGGGCACUUCUCGUUAUGUUAGUAGUGGAUUCUGGUCGAGGUUAAACGAUGAGCUGGACGCCAUCCGCGAGGAAACACAAAAGCUGACCGACGAAGACGCCGACGAUUCUGAGUUUGAAGAAUCGCCGCCCAUCGAUUCACCCACCACUGCUGCGAGCUCCGUUUAUGACCAUCAUGCAUUCAUCCUGGGGUAUAGGUCCAUCGAUGUCAAUCUACAAAAAUGUCAUCCCUUACCCUCCCACGGCACGUUUCUCUGGUCGGUCUAUCUAGAAAACGUCGAUCCAUUACUCAAAAUACUCCAUGUUCCAACCAUGGAGGCUAUACUGCGGGAGGCCCGGAGGAAUCCGGAAAAGCUAACCCCUGGUAAUGAAACGUUAGUCUUUGCGGUAUAUUUUGCCGCCGUUGUAACGCUCGAGGAAGCUGAUGUUCAAACCAAUUUUGGUACAGGCAAAGAAGAGUUACUUGCACAGUUUCGCUUUGCUGUCGAGCAGUCGCUUGCCAAGGCAAACUUCCUAAAUACAUCUGAUUUUGCAGUCGUCCAGGCGCUCACGCUGUUCCUUCUUGUGGUCAGGCGGCACGACGAAACACGCUUUGCCUGGUCCCUCACUGGCCUCUUGAUUCGGAUCGCACAAGGUCUAGGUAUUCACCGUGAUGGAACUAACUUUGGGCUCUCUCCAUAUGACACAGAACAGAGACGGCGUCUUUGGUGGGCCAUCCUUACUUUGGACUUUCGUUCCUCGGAAGAAAUGGGCACCGACUUGAUUGUUGCAGAGGGAGAUUUUGACACUCAGUUCCCUACCGCCAUCAACGAUUCCGACAUUACGCCCACGGGCACCCAAAUUCCAGUAGCAAGGGAGGGAAAGUCGGACACUACCAUUUCUCUGGUGAGGUUCGAGGUCGGAAUCAACACGGUUGCGGAAAAGGAGCAGCUCCUCAUUGAAUUCUAUAAGAGAAUCGAAGACAAAUUCCUUCAACACCUGGAAGAGGACGUUGACGCUCUGUAUUGGGUAGCGGCUAUGAUAUCCCGCAUCAUCAUGGCCAAGAUGUGCCUCAUCACCUACCAGUCGAUGCUGUUCCCGGGCACCGAUAGUGAGCUUACGACCGACAUCCGCGAGCGAAUUUACAUUGCUUCUAUCGAAAUCAUUGAAUACAACCACAAAUUAAACAUGGAUCCUAGAGGCAAACAAUACCGAUGGCUAUUUAGGACAUAUACCAACUGGCACGCGAUUGCCUACGUACUGGUUGAGACGUGCCGUCGUCCUUGGACGGCGCUCGUGGAGCGCGGCUGGGAGGCUGUCAAUGGAUACGACAAAGAUCUAUCGGAAAACAUCAAGAGGGCUGAUCACGCUUCCGUGUUCCUUCCCUUGCGUAAAUUAUUCAUCAGAGCCAAGAGAUACCAGGAAUUGGAGGUGGUGCGUCUAAGGGCCAACCCCGAGGAGGCCAAGCGAUUGGAUCUCGCAGAGAGGAUAAAGGCAUCUCAGCGGCGAUUCGAUCCCAUCCCCGGCGCUGAAGCCAGGAUGCAGCAGGUCAGAGACAGAUGGAGAGCCAUGGUCCAUCUGGAUGCGCCCAUACCAGUGUCUCUCCCCAACUCUGCACAGCAAACGCCAGCCACCUUUCCUAUAUCUAAAGAUACCAAUACUUCAUCACAGCAAGCAUUGGCCGGACCACACUUCCAGCAACCACAGGUACAGCCACAGGCCGAUGCUGAACCCCAAAUGUCCAUGGACCUCUCCAACGUCACCAUGGAGUAUAUGAAUGAUAUUAUGGCACAGAACAGCGUCACCAUGGCCGAGCUUUGGAACGUAGGGUCGGUCGGCAUGGAUAAUGGGAGCGGCCCGGCGAUGGGCAUGGAUGACAGGCAGCAGCAGGCACUGCUACUGCAGAACCAAAACCAGCAGCCCAAAGAGGAACAACACCACGUUCCACCAUAUCUCUGGCCCGAGUCAUUUGCGCCAUCGAAUCAGAAAUUCGAAAUGGAAGAUGCCGACAUGCUGGGAGCUGACUUCAAUUGGCAGGAUUGGAGCCAGAGCAUUCGCGGCCUGGGAAUGGGUGGCGCACAGUAUGGUGCACCGCCGAAGCAGGGCUGGUGA
Trichoderma breve is the source of this 2724-nucleotide messenger RNA. RefSeq names its product fungal specific transcription factor domain-containing protein. The transcript is spliced from 4 exons. The record is from RefSeq and is a predicted model, not a curated record. The coding region runs from base 1 to 2724 and encodes 907 amino acids. Gene Ontology annotation, biological process: regulation of DNA-templated transcription; DNA-templated transcription. NCBI's taxonomy places the organism in Eukaryota, Fungi, Ascomycota, Sordariomycetes, Hypocreales, Hypocreaceae. Gene Ontology annotation, molecular function: DNA-binding transcription factor activity, RNA polymerase II-specific; zinc ion binding; DNA binding.